AUGCAUUCGUUUUUAAGUCGUCUAAAUACACUAUUUGCUUUUACACUAACUGUUCUUGCUGUUCUAACAACUGGCGUAUUUCUUUCAACUUAUUUUGAAAAAUAUUAUAGUACUGUAUCGAUUGGUGUGAGUAAACCAGUUGUAAAACAUAUGACCGAUUUUUCGGCUAAUCGUAAAAAAAAUGAUUUAGGUGUAUUACAACUUAAUUUAGACACGAAUCUUGAUCCACUAUUUGAUUGGAAUGUGAAACAAUUAUUUUUAUACUUAAUUGCAGAAUAUGUUACACCAGCUAAUAGUCUUAAUCAAGUUGUUUUAUGGGAUAAAAUAAUACGGCGAGGCGAGAAUGCACGUCUUAAUCUACAUGAAAUAGCAACAAAAUAUUAUUUUUGGGACGAUGGAGAUUACUUAAAAUCAAAUAAUGUUACAUUGACACUUGGCUGGAAUGUUAUAUCAAAUGCUGGUCGUUUAAUUCAUGUUAGAGGAAAUGGAUCAACAUCAUUUGUUUUUCCUGCUCAAUAUGCAUCAAGUCGCUUGGCUAAUUCAAAAUCAAGUGGUCAAGAGUAA
Messenger RNA from Rotaria socialis, 564 nucleotides. NCBI's taxonomy places the organism in Eukaryota, Metazoa, Rotifera, Eurotatoria, Philodinida, Philodinidae. The record is from the annotation of a GenBank genome assembly.